Messenger RNA from Perkinsus marinus ATCC 50983, 924 nucleotides. RefSeq lists its product as hypothetical. Gene Ontology annotation, molecular function: metal ion binding. The coding region runs from base 1 to 924 and encodes 307 amino acids. The record is from RefSeq and is a predicted model, not a curated record. The transcript has a single exon. Lineage: Eukaryota; Perkinsozoa; Perkinsida; Perkinsidae.
AUGACAAGGGUAACUAAUGGUCUCUCUAUCGCCGCGGCCGCCACACUUGAGUCCUUGGCUGAGGAAGUAGGCGCCAUAAUCCGCAAGAGGCGUAAACUUCAUGCCGAAUCCGACGCUAUCACCCAAAGGUCGACGGUGCAAGUUGAGGCUAUAAUCAACCAUUCGAUCAAGAACUACCACUCUCCCCUUCCACCAAGCCUCUUCUACGGAAUCUCUUCCUCGGUCAUCACCGCCGUCAGCAAUACGAAGAAUGGCUGCUAUGUACCGUUCAAGGAUAUCAUGGAGAAGCCGGAGUUGCCUAGUGAGGGUCUGCCCGACUUCAAGCAGGAAAGACAGUCUUAUGGUGGUCUCUCUACGAGCCCGGUGAUGAAAGGUAAGUACCCGAAUUCUAGUGCGGAAUGGUCCUCAUGCUUGCUACGGUUCGCUCUACUCGUUGCUGGCACAGUAGACCCGAAGGUUCUCUCUCCGGUCGACAUCCUAGCCUACGGCGCAUGUAUCCUAACCCUGGCGAGGUCUAUGCCUUUGGUGACCACUCUCGUCUACGACGACCGCUAUCGUCGCGGGGUGGCAGCUGUCAUGGCUGCCAAUGCCCAACUCUCAUUGCGCCAGUGCUUUCUGACCGACACCAAUCCGGCACUACUCGCCGAAGUCGUCAGUUCUUCACUGCGUUCCGCCAACCACAUGAGAGCUCCUGCCGCGAAUGGCAGUAGAGGUCGCGACUCGCAGCGGCCCGAGCCCUGUAGAAACUUCGCAAGAGGUACAUGUACGUGGGGUGAUAGGUGCAGGUACGCACACGAUCUAUCGGUUAAGCCCAACUCGAGCUCAACGGAGCAUCCCCAGGCCGACUCGGCACGUAGCCGAAAGCGCCCCACCAAGCAGGCAGACAAGCCAAACUCCUAUUCUGGGGGUAAGCCUGACCAAUAA